Messenger RNA from Kogia breviceps (pygmy sperm whale), 939 nucleotides. RefSeq names its product olfactory receptor 10K1-like. Gene Ontology annotation, cellular component: plasma membrane. Gene Ontology annotation, molecular function: olfactory receptor activity; G protein-coupled receptor activity. The record is from RefSeq and is a predicted model, not a curated record. Gene Ontology annotation, biological process: G protein-coupled receptor signaling pathway; detection of chemical stimulus involved in sensory perception of smell. NCBI's taxonomy places the organism in Eukaryota, Metazoa, Chordata, Mammalia, Artiodactyla, Physeteridae.
AUGGAGUGGGUCAAUGAAACCUCUGUGAGAGAGUUUUUCUUCCUUGGCUUCUCAUCUCUGGCUGGGCUGCAACAACUGCUCUUCGCUUUUGCUCUGCUUCUGUACCUCUUCAUGCUGGGCACCAAUGCCACCAUCAUUUCUACCAUUGUAAUGGACAGAGCCCUCCAUACCCCUAUGUACUUCUUCCUUGGUGUCCUCUCCUGUUCUGAGACUUGCUACACCUUCGUCAUUAUACCCAAGAUGCUGGUUGAUCUGCUGGCCCAGAAGAAGACCGUCUCCUUCCUGGGCUGUGCCAUCCAAAUGUUUACCUUCCUCUUUCUCAUCUGCUCUCACUGCUUCCUGCUGGCAGCCAUGGGUUAUGAUCGUUAUGUGGUCAUCUGUAACCCUCUGCGUUAUACAGUGCCCAUGGGUUAUGGGGGGUGUUUGGGACUUGUGGCGGCUGCCUGUGCCUGUGGCUUCAUUGUCUCAGUGGUCAUCAUCUCCCUGAUAUUUCACCUGCCAUUCCACUCCUCCAACCAUCUCCAUCACUACUUCUGUGAUAUCUCUCCUGCCCUCAAGCUGGCAUCUCAUCACUCUCGCCUCAGUCAGUUAGUCAUAUUCAUGCUUGGUGUGUUUGUCUUGGUUAUUCCACUGUUACUUCUCCUGGUCUCCUAUAUCCACGUCAUAUCUGCCUUUCUAAAAAUCCCAUCCUCUGUUGGAAGAUACAAAGCCUUCUCUACUUGUGCCUCCCAUCUCAUUGUGGUAGCUCUUCAUUAUGGUUGUGCCUCUUUCAUCUACUUAAGGCCCAAAUCCAACUACUCUUCAAGUCAAGACACCCUAAUAUCUGUGUCUUAUACCAUCUUCACUCCAUUGUUCAAUCCAAUGAUUUACAGUCUGAGAAGUAAGGAAUUCAAAUCAGCUCAAAGAACAAUGGUCCAGACUUCAUGUCCUAUUAAUUAA